Molecule: messenger RNA, 556 nt
Organism: Bursaphelenchus xylophilus (pine wood nematode)
Lineage: Eukaryota; Metazoa; Nematoda; Chromadorea; Rhabditida; Aphelenchoididae
Source: the annotation of a GenBank genome assembly
AUGGGCAAAAUGGAAGAGGUAAGUUGUUUUGUUUUUGGAUUGUUCGAAAUUUAGGCUGUUGCACCGGAGUUCCCCGCCCAGUUGAAUGAGAGGCAUGUGGUGGCUGAAGCCUUGUUGGGAGGAACCAGGAUCAGCGAUACUUCGAUCCCAGCGGACGAUUUCAAUGAUGAGAAAAUUGGCAAGUCGAUGGUGCACUGGAAUUGGAAACUGACUCAAAGGUAGGCCUAUUUUAGAAGAUUGUUGUUGAUUUAAAGGUAUGGGAGGCAAUUGGCGUUAUGCUGAGAAUUUUUCUGACAUUUUCGGCGUAGAUUUGAAGAUUUACUGUAGUUGGAACCUAUAGUGCGGGGCAUUUCGUCUUCUAGAAUUCAUUCGAACCUUUUCUUGGAGUAAUUUUGAUUAAUCUUUCUUCUAACAUUGUCCUGAUUAUUAUAACGUCUCAUUUAGAACUCCUACGACGAGAAAUCAUUGUCAGACGCAUACUGAAUUUGAAGGAUCAGUGCUCUCCGCCAGCAAGUAUCCAAUCGAGACUCCGGAUUUGGGGACGAUAAAUCGAUGA